CCUCUCCCCGUCGCCCGGAUCCACCCGGGGCCCCCGCCCUCGGGUCGCCCGCGAGUACCAAGUUGGCGGGAGCCUAUAAAAGCCCGUGGCGGCGCGACCGCGGACACCGUGCAGACGCCCGAACAGCCGCCGCGAGCCCCGCGCCAACUCCUGCUCUGUCCGGACCGCCGGCGCGACCAUGUCCCAUCACUGGGGAUACGGCAAGCACAACGGGCCCGAGUUCUGGCAUGAGAGCUUCCCCAUUGCCAAGGGAGAGCGCCAGUCCCCUAUUGACAUUGAUACCAAAGCAGCCAAGUAUGACCCUGCCCUGAAACCUCUGUGCAUUUCCUAUGAGCACGCAACUUCUCGGAGGAUCUUGAACAAUGGUCACUCUUUCAACGUGGAGUUUGAUGACUCUCAGGACAAAUCAGUGCUGAAAGGAGGACCCCUCGAUGGCAGUUAUAGGUUGCUACAGUUUCACUUUCACUGGGGUUCAUCUGAUGGACAAGGUUCUGAGCACACAGUGGAUAAAAAGCAAUAUGCUGCAGAGCUUCACUUGGUUCAUUGGAACACCAAAUACGGGAAAUUUGAAAAAGCUAUGCAACAUCCUGAUGGACUGGCUGUUUUGGGUAUUUUUCUGAAGAUUGGCAGUGCUAAACCAGGCCUUCAGAAAGUCAUUGAUAUGCUGGAUUCCAUUAAAACAAAGGGUAAAAGUGCCGAAUUCAUUAACUUUGAUCCUUGUGGCCUCCUUCCUGGAAGCUUAGACUACUGGACCUAUCCAGGCUCACUGACCACCCCUCCGCUUCUGGAAUGUGUAAUCUGGAUUGUGCUGAAGGAACCCAUCAGCGUCAGCAGUGAGCAGAUGUUGAAAUUCCGUAAUCUUUACUUCAACGAGGAGGGCGAACCUGAAGAACUGAUGGUGGACAACUGGCGUCCGGUUCAACCACUGAAAAACAGGCAAAUCAAAGCUUCCUUCACAUAAGAUGGUCCCAGAGCUGGUGUCCAAAUAUUGAAUCUUCACAUAUUUCCCUUUAGUUUAAGCAGGUCCCACAGCCAGUAUCCAAAUAACGAAUCUCUGGGUGUUUCCCUUUAGCUAAGCACAAAUCAACAUUGGUGAUUUGGACUCUCACUGCUUUGCAUCUGGUUUUCUAGACCCUUCAUCUCUCACCUGACUUACUAAUAAAAUCUGAAGAGCUGGACCAGUUGUCAUGCUUGACAGAAUUGCUGUGACUGGUGCUUUGCUUAACAGCUGUAGCUUUUCUGUAACAGAGAAUAUAAUACAAAGAAUAGGAAUAAAAUACCUUGACUUUGUUCACAGUACACAGGGUUAAGAGUACCUGCAAUUGUUCACUAAAAUGCUAUUUUAAAAACCUAGGAAAGCAGAAUGGUUGAGAGCAAAUUCUUGUCAUGAGGUAAAUUGAGGUAUGUAAGGUAAAUCGGGUAAAAUAGUCAUGAUUCUAUGUAAUGUAAAUCAGAUAAAGUAAACGUUCAUGAUUCUAAGAUGUUAUAUUAAAAAAAGCUUAAAAUUCUUAUACAUUUGUAGCAAUGUUAUCUUAAAUACGAAUUAUGUUGUAAUUUAGUAACUUUUGAACUACCAAGAUGUAAAUGAAGUAUUAUCUAUAAAAAUUGUUAUAAUCAAAGUUGUGAUACAGAGUAUAUUU
Molecule: messenger RNA, 1640 nt
Organism: Trichechus manatus latirostris (Florida manatee)
Lineage: Eukaryota; Metazoa; Chordata; Mammalia; Sirenia; Trichechidae
Gene: CA2
Product: carbonic anhydrase 2
Exons: 7
Coding region: 179-961 (260 amino acids)
Biological process (GO): regulation of intracellular pH; carbon dioxide transport
Cellular component (GO): plasma membrane; apical part of cell
Molecular function (GO): zinc ion binding; carbonate dehydratase activity
Source: RefSeq, a predicted model, not a curated record